Messenger RNA from Mycena citricolor, 3674 nucleotides. Lineage: Eukaryota; Fungi; Basidiomycota; Agaricomycetes; Agaricales; Mycenaceae. The record is from the annotation of a GenBank genome assembly.
ACUUGCGCACUUGCUUCCCCCUCCAUGCGCUACCCCUGCCGUCCCACAACACCGGCCAUCCUGCGAGCUGAAUCAGCACCGUCACCGUGUCGUAGAUCACCACACGUGAGAGGGAGCACGCAAAAGUGUCCAGAUGCACGAGAGACACGCGUUCGGGCGCGUCGGUCUGUGAGUGAGUGAGUGAUGCCGGGGCUCGUGAACGACAGUGAUCGGCGAGCCGGACGCCAGGAGUGGGACAGGUAUUCUGGCGAUGAGUUUCUUGUGGCCCGGGUACUCGAGAACUGCCGAAGUGGAGGCAAUGAAGUAACAUUUUUGUGUCGAUUUCGACAGCCUGCUUGCACCAAACCUUCGAGAAUAUGAACUCGAUCGCGGCGGCCGUUGCUUGUACGGGCGCCGCACGCUGAGAAGAACUCUACGACAUUCCAAGUGAUAUUUUUCGUGUUCGACUUUCGGAUCUCAUAAGUGACCAGGCGUUUGCUCGAUUUGAGUUCCAUUGAUCAGGGAUUAUAGACUAUAGUCGUGGGGAAAGUGUGGGGAGGCGGAGAGUUUGUGACGCAGAUCGUGUCACAAGCCUGUUUGAUUGAUCUUUGAUCAAGGUUUAUGAUGCGCUCCGUCGGCGUGUGACAGUGGGAAAAUGAAAUAACACGGAGCCCCGUAAGCGGUAGGUGUGACGUCGGUAGGUGAUAGCGGCGGAGAGAGCAGCGGAAGCGGAUGGGCGCGGCUGGGCGUCGAUGGCAUACCAGACGGGAUGCUUGCUUUAUAUCUGACCCUGAGCCCGCUGUCACUCCCUUCUUCCCUCGCCUUGGGCUUCGUCUGGCUUGCUCGCUCGUUGUGGGACGCGGCGGCCUGGGUUCGGUCCUGUUGGAGCUCUUGAAGGUGAUUGGCCGGAUCAAUUAGGAAGUGCGGGGGAAGAUAGUGCCAGAUACUACCCAGCCGCAUGUAGCGUCUGUGCAGCUUGGGUGCAGCUGUCCGUCUGGAAAAGGCUUGGGCACUCGAGGCUCGCUCUCCUGCUGCGCGACUGCGCGAUGGUGCAUAGGGGGGGACGGAUCACAUUGACCGACCGUAUCAUAUCCACUGCCUCGUGGUCAAGUGAUGCAGAUGUCAUUGACUCGGUGAAUUGAGAUCCUCUCCGUUUCUUGCUCUCUUCGCCAUUGCAGUUCUCCAAGCGGAAUGCCACCGGACACGACACCGGACUCGGCCGCGCUCUUAAAGGAGCGGAGGUUCAAGCUGAGCAGGGCAUGCGACCGAUGUCGACGCCGGCGCAUCAAGUGCGACGAGGGUCACCCGUGCCAGGCCUGCCUGGCAGCGAACUCAGCGUGCACAUUCGAGGAGCAGGGCAAACGCACGCACCCGCACAAGUCGAAGCGCACCGCGACGCUCGAGGACCGCAUGCACCAGCUCGAGACGCUCGUGCAGGCGAUCCCCCCGGCCGUCUUCGCGGCGACCAUCGGUGGUGCGGCGCCAGGUGGAUCGGGGAUGGGCAUGGGCGCCCCUGCGAGCCCCGUGGCGCCGUACACUGCAUUCACGCUGCCGCUGGGCGUACCACCGCCUUCGCUACACAACUACCCCCUCACGAAUCCAUCGACACACUUUAUGCCCCGGGAAUCUAAGCAGGAAGAACGUGCGGGUUCGUGCUCGUCCGAGAUGGGCGAUCAGCUCGCGGAAGACACUUCUCGGCUAACGCUAUCCGCAUCCUACCUGUAUUUCGACGACGAGGGGUUUACUCGGUGGCAGGGCGAGGCAUCGGGCUUGCCGCUGCUGGAUCUAUUGGUCGAGCGACAUGUGCCGUCGACGGCAGACACACCACCCAGCGUCCCGGCUGAGCAGGAUUGGUUCCCUAAUCGAACGGCUCGCCGCAUGGAUGUGAAUCCAGAGACGACGUGGAGACUAAUAACUUCAUACAUUCCCCCAGAGCUGAUGGACAAUCUCGUCCAGUGCUUCCUGUCUACAUCCUCCUACAUCCUCCCUUUCUUGCAUGUCCCGACAUUUCUCGGCGACUACAGCAAUCCUCAGAAGUGGGGAGAGCCGGGCUUCCCGAUGUUCAUUGUGGCGAUCUGCUGCCUAGCCUCACGGCACAUGGAUGACCCCCGUGUGAGGUCUUCUCCCAAAGACGGUGUUUCGGCUGGAACACAGUGGUUCGAACUGUUCGAACGGCUUCGGAUGAUGCCGAUAGCGGAUCGCCCUACUUUAUACACCAUCCAGGCCAAUCUCAUCGCUGCUGUAUAUGCUGUCGGGCUGGGGAAACUAACGAAGGCGGCUGCGCUGCUGUCAGAGGCGAUCACGAUGUCCAUCGACGCGGGUCUGCAUCGGAGCGCGGACACGUACGAUCUAUUCGAUGCGAUCGAGGAGGAAGUCCGGAAGCGCACGUUCUGGUGUGUGUACAUAUGGGACAAGCAGCUUUCUGCCCACUUUGGCCGCCCCCCGAUGCUCCGACUGCGCGACUGCGAUGUCGGCGAGCCCGCGCCUGUGGACGACGAGUACAUCACGCCGGAAGGCGUCGGUGCGCCCGCCGGGUUGCCUCCCGGCGCACACUGCCGGAUGGCCGCGUUCGUGGUCGCGCUGCGGAUCCUGGUUGUGCUCGAGAGCGUACUGGACAUCCCACCAGCGAGAGACACAGCUGGCGGGUCUUUCCUUCUGAGAGCUGCUUCCGUGCUGAGCAACCCGCGGCCGCGGCGCGAGCUCCGCGACGAGGAGACGCUGCUGGACGAGAUCCACCACAGCAUCCCGCCGCAUUUCGCGCACUCCACCGAGACGCUGGCCAGCGAGGACACCAUCCGCGUCACCCAGGCGGUGCGGCUUCACUGUGCGGAGCAGUUCGUGCGGCUGCUGAUCUACCGACAUCGAUUCUCGGAGUUGGUGGCCGAACGCACGGCGCCGAUGGAUCCGAUUGCGCGGCCACCGCAAAGCCAGGCCGAGCAGGAUGCGAUGGUCAAGGCGCAUUACGCUGCGCUGCAGAUCGUCACGUCCCAUGUUCUGAUCGCCAAGCGAGGGCUGAUGACGUACUAUGGUGUCCACGUGAUUCACCAACUGACUCAGGCUGGUCGCACUUUGGUUGCGAUCCUGCUCAACUGUCAAACAGAACCGCUGCAACCGUUGAUACAGCCUGGUCUCGAUGGCGUGCGAUCAUGUGUGCUGUUGCUUCGCCGGUUCAGUGGUCGCUAUGUAUGUGGCCAGCGGUCGGGGGAUUUGAUGGAAGAGUUCUGCCGACUGACCCAGAUUCCGCUGGGAGAGCCACCCGAAACGAACGGGAACCCCAACGCGCGGCCCCCUUGGGUGAGGCCCGUGCGCAAAAAGUCGGUGGCCAUGAACGCCAUUACGUCGAGAAGCUCUGAAGGCUCGAGCCCGGAUGCAGACCGCGUCUCUGUGCAGGCGUUCGACGCCGAGUACGUCUCUUCUCUCUCUGUCGAUCCGCUCGCGCUGUCGGUGGACACAGACCCGCGGAUGUUGGCGGAUGUGUUGGCCAUGUUCACGGACAGCUCACCCACGGAUGGGAGUCAGAUGUUCCCAGCGGACGAGUUUGAUGGGGCAUUUGGUGCUGCGGGAUUCAAGAUGGGGCUCACUUCACCUUGAUCGUUCUGUCUUCUGGUUUACUUAUCACGCGCGCAUGUAUCUACUACUACUAUUUGGAAUGUAAAGCAUCCUGUUGAUUAUCGCUCAUUGUUUUGCUGUCUGUC